AUGUCAAACAAAGAAUUUGAGAAAAUGACAAGCGAUCGAAUUGUGGUGAGAGCCAUUGAGCCAAAAGACGAGGAUGCUUGGCACAAACUGUGGAAGGAGUAUCAGGGCUUCCAAAAAACCGACAUGCCUCUGGAGGUAGCCACGACUAACUUUGCGAGGUUCUUAGACCCCACAGUCAAGCUGUGGGGGGCACUAGCCUUCGACACCGAGACCGGCAAUGCAAUUGGGUUUGCACACUACCUGAGCCACUUGACAUCGUGGCAUGUUGAGGAAGUUAUCUACAUGAACGAUUUAUAUGUCACAGAACACGCCAGAAUCAAAGGCGUAGGUAGAAAACUCAUAGAAUUUGUAUACAAACGUGCGGAUGAACUUGGUACGCCUGCUGUGUACUGGGUUACAGAUCAUUACAAUCAUCGCGCACAACUACUGUACACCAAAGUGGCUUACAAGACAGAUAAAGUUCUUUACAAGAGAACUGGAUACUGA
Saccharomyces mikatae IFO 1815 is the source of this 486-nucleotide messenger RNA. It is a transcript of the gene HPA3, whose product is annotated as D-amino-acid N-acetyltransferase. Gene Ontology annotation, biological process: protein acetylation. Gene Ontology annotation, molecular function: N-acetyltransferase activity. NCBI's taxonomy places the organism in Eukaryota, Fungi, Ascomycota, Saccharomycetes, Saccharomycetales, Saccharomycetaceae. Gene Ontology annotation, cellular component: cytoplasm. The record is from RefSeq and is a predicted model, not a curated record. Bases 1 to 486 code for a protein of 161 amino acids. The transcript has a single exon.